This is a messenger RNA of Aplysia californica (California sea hare), 2526 nucleotides long. Its product is annotated as START domain-containing protein 10. NCBI's taxonomy places the organism in Eukaryota, Metazoa, Mollusca, Gastropoda, Aplysiida, Aplysiidae. Gene Ontology annotation, molecular function: lipid binding. The record is from RefSeq and is a predicted model, not a curated record. The transcript is spliced from 6 exons. Bases 604 to 1419 code for a protein of 271 amino acids.
GAUUAUCAGCUGUACACAUUACACAUACCCACUGCCCACUGGCGAUUCUGUUUGUCGGGGGCGAGACAAUAAGUGAGCGGACGAAAGCUGAAAGGACUACGUGACAAUGUGGCCAGUAUAAAACAUUAUUUACUAGAUCUACAAGUGAAAUGAUGAACAAAUGACAGUACGAAUAAUUUUGGAAAACCGUGUCCAGCUCACUUUAUUUCAGUUCGAAUUUUCUUUGAUGACAUUAUAAAUAUAAACACCGGUCUUUGUGUGUACAUUGCUGAAGUUGAAUGCUAUACUUCUAGACUCGAGACACAUCUGUUCACUAACAUAAAUUGCAGCAGGGGCCCUUUGUGCUUCUAUCUAGUCAACAGUUUGUUCAUUUGAUUUGUGACAAUUUGUCUACAGUUUUACACUGUUAUACUUGAAAGAACUUGAUUAAAUUCAGCUUCAAGUUCAAUCAUUCAACUUCAGGCUGCGACAAUUUGUUUUAAAAUUCUACCACUGUUAGUGUAAUUUCUAAAGUGAGACUAGUCAGUCCAGUUUCAGUGUUUUUACUGUUAUUUAUUGUGAUAUUUGCAAGUAACUGUAUAAUUCACUAACCUACCUUCUGAAAUGGCUGUGACAACAUCGCUCAAAGUGGGAGAAGUCAAGAUUCCAGAAGAUGCAGACUUCCGAUUGUUCAAGUCAAUGUGUGAAGAAAAUGAUGGCUGGAAGCUUGAAGUUAACAAAGCACAGACCAUGGUUUGGACCAAAGCAAAUGAACUUUCAGACUUCAAAAUGGUGAAGGUGCGCUGUGUGUUUGACGACAUUGACAUUGCCACUAUGUACGACGUCCUCCAUGAUCCUCAGUACCGGAAGACUUGGGACCGCACUAUGCUGGAAGGUGCUGAGAUCUGUGCUAUCAACCCUAACAACGAUAUAGGAUACUAUGCAAUUCGAAGUCCUCCACCCUUGAAGAACAGAGAUUUUGUCACACAGCGAUCUUGGCUGGACUGCGGCUAUGAGAAAAUCAUUUUCAACCAUUCGGUGAACCAUUCAGCACGGCCUCCGCGCAAAGGUGUGAUUCGAGGCACGUCCUACCUGACAGGCUACUACCUAGUCAAGCUUGAGGAUCGGAAGACACAACUCACCUAUGUCUCUCAGUCGGACCCAAAAGGAAAUCUUCCAGCCUGGGCGGUCAAUAAACUGACAAAGAUGUUUGCACCAAAGGUGAUAGGUCGUAUUUAUAAAGCUGCCAAGGGCUACGAGGCGUGGAAGAGCAAGAACCGACCCGAGUUCAAACCCUGGGCCAACCCGGAACAGAUGAUGUCCAGCUUGCCCAAGUUCAACCCCGCAGACGUGGCGAGCGACGAGAAACUGGCCGCGUCCAACGAGUCUCUAGAGGAAGGGGAACUAGAAGAAGCGGAUUUCAAAGACGAGGACUACUAAACUCCUGUGUAGGGAAGCAUUGUCGUGUUGGGUGAUCGCUACUUGUGGGCUUUGAGCCGAUAUAUUCCGUCUCUGAUGCGUCGUUAUCGUUCCUGGAUUACCGGAUCAGUAAUAACAUCAUUGAUGGAAUGUUUUGCCUUGGGGAUCAUUUCACCUGUGUGCGACCUAGUUACUACGAUGAUGUUGAAUAACUUAUACAGUUUGUUGGCAAUGCUCAGAAUGUACCAAGACAAUUUAUUGUUUUUUUAUUUGGGAACAAAGUAGUAUUAGUCUUAACCGAUGCUUUGAUAGUUGAUUAAGUUUUCUUCUUUUUUUUUUUCUAUUUGUUUUUUCUGUUAUUUUUUUUGCUUCUUGUGUUCUACUGGGUGUUUAUUUUGGAUUUGCCAUUGCCCUGAUUGGUUUGGUUUUCCAUGGUUCCCUUCAAAUGAUUAUUCUGUGUUUACCAUUUUAUAUACUCGCCUUUAGCACAAUCUGUCGUAUAAUAUGGGGUGGUGGUGGUGGUGGGGGGAUACUUUGACUCCAAAAUCGGCCCAUUUUUUUGGGGUAGAUUGCGCGAAUAAUACAGGGGUGAAUUUCUGACAUGCUGGAAGGGGCUCGACAUGCGUGACAUUAAGUAGUAACUGGGCAUCAAAUAUAGUAUCUCACCUUUGAGGACAAUUUGUAGUUGCAUUGAGACUAACGUAAAUCAUUAUUUCCCCAUUGUUGGGCCCAAUCUGGUUGUAUGUCAUGCAUAUGAUACAGGGGGAGGGGGGUGGGGUUGUACUUUCAAAACUCAUUUUUUUAAUUGGCUUGUGUUGUAGGCAGUUAUGUACGGUAUAUUGUAUAUUUUAAGUUUACCUGAUGUCAUUGGAUGGGACCUAUUGUACAUACGUUGAAUUUACGUGAUAGGGUUUAUAAAAAGGCCAUGGGGAAGCACAUUUUUAAUGUUAAAGUUUUGAAACCUGACUCAGUCGGACUCAAAGUAACUUGUGGCUUGUGAUUGCUGUGUUCAUAACAAUAUGUGCCUCUCGUCAUUUUUUCUCCUCUUUGUGUUCCACACUGUGUGUGUGUGUGUGUGUGCGCAGGCUUUUAAAUUACAUCGUGUGUAUGGACCACAUCUGCAUUGUA